GGAGAAACGCCCGCACCCUGCCAGUCCUCAGCAGCCUUGCGUCUGCAGCACUGUGGACACCUAAACUUUGUGGCUGUGCUAUCUCUUUAAAAGGAAAAAAAGUAAAAAUAGAAAAAUAAAAAAGGCGCCGGGUAGGGGGAGCUCCAGACGCUGCAGCAGCGCCCAGGGCGGCUGCGGUGCUGGAGGCCGGUGCUGGAGGCCGCUGCGGGGCCCAGGCCAGGCGGCAGAGGCAGGCGGAUCCCAGAAAUGAAGGCAAGAGACACAUGUCACCAGAGCCAGGAGAAGGGCUCCAUCCAUGGAUAUCUGACCACCUACUGAGAUGAGGGGGAGAAACACCAAGUCCUGGGCCGCUACAACUCCUUCCCCUGCACCUGCACAGAGAAACACAGAAGCUCUGAGAUGAAAAUAAGUUAAUUUUGCUUUGGGGAGAAGCCAAAGACUCUGAGCCAGGCAGUACUGCUUUACUCUAAGAACUUCUGUGGGUUGCUGAAUCCCAAGGCAACCAUCAUCUGGGAGGAGCGCCCUGCUGCAAGGAACAGACAGGAGACCCAGCAAUGUUCUCUGACAUCAGGUGAUGGGCGGAUGCUGACGGGAAACAGGCCUUUGUCAGCCAGGAAGAGCUGAACUCCAUGUUUGAAGAGAACACAAGCAAAGCACUGGAACAGAAGGAAGAACCGUACUUCCAUGGUUUUCAAGGACAGGUAUUCUGGGAGAGGUGACAAUGCAGACUGAGGAGAAUAGGUGUGUCCGCGUGACCGUGCUCCCCGGCUGCGUGGGCUGCAGGACCGUGGCGCUGCCGGCGUCCGGGACCGCGCGCGAGCUGAAGGAGCGCAUCUCGGCGGAGACCGGGUGGCCGGCGGCGGAGCAGCGGCUGUGGCGCGGCGGCCGGGAGUUACCUGAUUGGAUCAAGAUUGGAGAUCUGACUGACAAACAUGGUCAUCUUUUUGUGAACCUUCAAUCAAAAGGCUUAAAAGGGGGAGGUCGAUUUGGACAGACAACUCCACCCCUUGUUGAUUUUCUCAAGGACAUAUUAAGAAGGUACCCAGAAGGAGGACAGAUUCUUAAGGAAUUAAUUCAGAAUGCAGAAGAUGCUGGGGCCACAGAAGUUAAAUUUUUAUAUGAUGAAACUCAGUAUGGAACAGAGAGUCUUUGGUCAAAAGACAUGGCACCAUAUCAAGGGCCUGCUCUCUACGUGUACAACAACGCAGUGUUCACCCCCGAGGACUGGCAUGGCAUUCAGGAGAUCGCCCGCAGCAGGAAGAAGGACGACCCUCUGAAGGUCGGAAGAUUCGGAAUUGGCUUCAAUUCCGUCUACCACAUCACAGAUGUUCCAUGUAUCUUCAGUGGUGACCAGAUUGGAAUGUUAGAUCCACAUCAAACACUUUUUGGCCCCCAAGAAUCAGGCCAGUGUUGGAAUCUCAGAGAUGACAGCAAAGAAAUUAGUGAGCUUUCUGACCAGUUUGCCCCAUUCAUUGGCGUUUUUGGAAGCACCAAGGAGACGUUUGUGAACGGCAGUUUCCCAGGAACGUUCUUCCGGUUCCCACUUCGCCUGCAGCCUUCCCAGCUCAGCAGCAACCUCUACAAUAAGCAGAAGGUUCUUGAGUUGUUUGAGUCGUUCAGGGCAGAUGCAGACACAGUGCUGCUCUUUCUGAAGAGCGUGCAGGACGUGUCUCUACACGUCAGAGAGGCCAGCGGGACAGAGAGACUGGUGUUCAGAGUGACGGCCAGUGAGAAUACAGCCCUGAAACAGGAGAGGCCUGAUUCCGUGAAGAUUCUGGGAACCGCCAUCAGUAACUACUGUAAAAAGGUCCCAAGCAGUAGCGUCACCUGUGUGACCUAUCAUGUAAACAUAGCUUUGGAAGACGAGGGCACCAAGGAUGCACAGAAGACCGCCUGGUUGGUGUGUAACAGCGUGGGUGGGCGCGGCAUGAGCGGUAAACUGGAUGCUUUAGCUGACGAAUUGAAGUUUGUCCCAAUCAUUGGAAUUGCUACGUCGUUAUCAGGCAGAGAGGAUGAAGAAAAGGGAGCGGUGUCUGAUUUCCCAGGAAAAGCAUUUUGCUUUCUUCCCUUACCCCCGGGCGAGGAGAGCAGAACGGGGCUUCCAGUGCACAUCAGUGGGUUCUUCGGCCUGACCGACAACCGCAGGAGCAUCAAGUGGAGGGAGCUGGACCAGUGGCGAGACCCCGCGGCCCUGUGGAACGAGGUUCUGGUUCUGACUGUGGUCCCCAAAGCUUACGCCACUCUGAUCUUAGAUUGCAUCAGGCGCCUGGAGACAGACAAGAGCUCAGACUUCCCGCUCUCGGUGGACCUCAUCUACCGGCUCUGGCCCGAGGCCAGCAAAGUCAAGGUGCACUGGCGGCCGGUGCUGGCACCGCUGUUUGGGGAACUCUUCCAGCACGCCGUGAUCCACUCAGCCAGCCAAGACUGGGUGCGGCUGGAGCAGGUGUACUUCUCCGAGCUCGACGAAAACCUGGAUUACACGCAGUCCGUGCUCCACUACCUCCAGAGCUCAGGGAAGCAGAUCGCCAAGGUGCCCAUGCACCUGGCCGCCGCUGUGCAGCUCGGCUCCGCCGCCGGGCCCGUGAGGAAGGUGACGCCCGCGUGGGUGCGGCAGGUGCUGCGCAAGUGCGCCCACACGGGCAGCGCAGAGGAGAAGCUGCACCUGCUGGAGUUCGUGCUCUCUGACCGUGCCUACAGCGAGCUGCUCGGGCUGGAGCUGCUGCCCCUGCAGAACGGCAGCUUCAUCCCCUUCUCCUCGUCCGUGUCGGACCAGGACGUGGUUUACAUUACCUCAGAAGAGUACCCAAGGUCCCUUUUUCCAGGUCUUGAAGGAAGAUUUAUUUUGGAUAACUUGAAGCCUCACCUUCUAGCUGCUUUAAAGGAAGCUGCCCAAACACGAGCACAACAGCUUCUCUGGGGAUAUUCAGGAAGACCGUGCACUCAGCUGCAGCUUCUCAAUCCAGAACGCUUUGCACGUCUUAUUAAGGAAGUACUGAAUGCAUUCUGGCCUGGCAGAGAAUUGAUUGUUCAGUGGUAUCCAUUCAGUGAAGACAGAAAUUACCCAUCUGUUUCAUGGCUUAAGAUGGUUUGGAAAAACCUCUACAUACAUUUUUCCGAGGACUUGACUCUAUUUGAUGAGAUGCCACUUAUCCCUAAAACUACACUGGAUGAAUGUCAGACGUGUGUGGAACUCAUUAGACUCAGGAUUCCGUCAUUAGUCAUUUUAGAUGAUGAAACUGAAACACAGCUUCCAGAGUUUUUAGCAGAUAUUGUGCAAAAACUUGGAGGGAUUGUCUUGAAAAAAUUAGAUGCCUGCAUUCAGCACCCACUCAUUAAGAAAUACAUCCAUCCACCAUUGCCAAGUGCUGUCCUGCAGAUAAUGGAGAAGAUACCGCUGCAGAAAUUAUGUAAUCAGAUAGCUUCCCUGCUUCCAACACACAAAGAUGCUCUGAGGAAAUUCUUGGCCAGUCUACCUGAUGUCAGUGAAAAAGAGAAAAGAAUAAUUCAAGAAUUGACAGUAUUCAAACGAAUCAACCACUCGUCUGAUCAGGGAGUUUCAUCUUACACAAAAUUGAAGGGUUGUAAGGUCUUGCACCAUACGGCCAAGCUUCCAGCAAAUCUGCGACUUUCUAUUUCAGUAAUAGAUAGCAGUGAUGAAGCUACAAUUCGCUUGGCAAAUAUGUUGAAAAUUGAGAAACUAAAGACCACCAACUGCUUGAAGCUCGUUCUAAAAGAUCUUGAAAAUGCAUUUUAUUCACAUGAUGAGGUAACACAGCUAAUGUUAUGGAUCCUUGAAAAUCUUUCCUCUCUUAAAAAUGAGAAUCCAAGUGUGCUUGAUUGGUUAAUGCCAUUAAAAUUCAUUCAGAUUUCACAGGAACGGAUAGUAUCAGCCAGUGAACUCUUUGAUCCUGAUGUAGAAGUACUAAAAGAUCUCUUUUAUAGUGAAGAAGAAAGCUGUUUCCCACCCUCAGUUUUUACCUCACCAGAUAUUCUUCACUCUUUGAGACAAAUUGGUUUAAAAAAUGAAACCAGUCUUAAAGAGAAAGACGUUGUGCAAGUGGCAAAAAAAAUUGAAACCUUACAGGCCACUUCUGGUCCAGAUGAAGAUGUUCUGAAGAAAGCCAAAACACUCCUACUGGUUUUAAAUAAGAAUCAUGCACUCCUGCAAUCCUCUGAAGGAAAGACAACCCUGAAGAAAAUAAAGUGGGUUCCAGCGUGCAAGGAGAGGCCUCCAAACUACCCAGGUUCUUUGGUCUGGAAAGGAGAUCUCUGUAAUCUCUGUGCACCACCAGACAUGUGUGAUGUGGUCCAUGCGGUUCUAGUGGGCUCCUCACUUCCUCUUGUUGAAACUGUCCAUGUAAACCUGGAAAAAGCGUUAGGUAUUUUCACAAAACCUAGCAUCAGUGCUGUUUUAAAACACUUUAAAAUUGUUGUUGAUUGGUAUACUUCAAAAACAUUUAGUGAUGAAGAUUACUAUCAGUUUCAACAUAUUUUGCUUGAAAUUUAUGGAUUCAUGCAUGAUCAUUUGAAUGAAGGGAAAGAUUCUUUUAGGGCUUUAAAAUAUCCAUGGGUUUGGACUGGCAAAAAGUUUUGUCCUCUUGCCCAAGCUGUGAUAAAACCAAUGCAUGAUCUGGAUCUUCAGCCUUAUUUGCAUAAUGUGCCUAAAACCAUGGCGAAAUUUCACCAACUGUUUAAAGUCUGUGGCUCAAUAGAGGAGUUGACAUCAGAUCAUAUUUCCAUGGUCAUUCAAAAGAUAUAUCUCAAAAGUGAUGAAGACCUCAGUGAACAAGAAAGCAAGCAAAAUCUGCAUCUUAUGUUGAAUAUUAUCAGGUGGUUAUAUAGUAAUCAAAUCCCAGCGAGCCCCAAUACACCAGUUCCUAUAUAUCACAGCAAAAAUCCUUCUAAACUUAUAAUGAAACCGAUUCAUGAAUGCUGUUACUGUGAUAUCAAAGUUGAUGACCUCAACGACUUACUUGAAGACUCUGUGGAACCAAUCAUUCUGGUGCACGAGGACAUACCCAUGAAAACUGCAGAAUGGCUGAAAGUCCCAUGCCUUAGUACCAGACUGAUUAAUCCUGAAAACAUGGGGUUUGAGCAGUCAGGGCAAAGAGAGCCACUUACUGUAAGAAUUAAAAAUAUUCUGGAGGAAUACCCCUCAGUGUCCGAUAUUUUUAAAGAACUGCUUCAGAACGCCGAUGAUGCAGAUGCAACGGAGUGCAGUUUCAUGAUCGAUAUGAGAAGAAAUAUGGACAUAAGAGAGAAUCUCCUAGACCCAGGGAUGGCAGCGUGCCACGGACCUGCUUUGUGGUCCUUCAAUAAUUCGGAAUUCUCAGAUUCAGAUUUUGUCAACAUAACUAGGUUAGGAGAGUCUUUAAAAAGGGCAGAAGUUGACAAAGUUGGAAAAUUUGGUCUUGGGUUUAAUUCUGUGUACCAUAUCACUGAUAUUCCCAUCAUUAUGAGCCGAGAAUUCAUGAUAAUGUUUGAUCCAAACAUAAACCAUAUCAGCAAACAUAUUAAAGACAAAUCUAAUCCUGGGAUCAAAAUCAAUUGGAGUAAACAACAGAAAAGACUGAGGAAAUUCCCUAAUCAGUUCAAACCAUUUAUAAAUGUGUUUGGCUGUCAGUUGCCUUUGACUGUAGAAGCUCCUUACAGCUAUAAUGGAACUCUUUUCCGACUGUCCUUUAGGACUCAGCAGGAAGCGAAGGUCAGCGAAGUUAGCAGCACCUGCUAUAAUACAGCAGAUAUUUACUCCCUUGUGGAUGAAUUCAGUCUCUGUGGACACAGACUUAUCCUUUUCACUCAGAGUGUGAAUUCAAUGUAUUUGAAGUACUUAAAGAUUGAGGAAACUGAUCCUAGCUUAGCACAAGAUACAAUCAUAAUUAAAAAAAAAUCCUGUUCUUCCAAAGCACUGAACGCACCUGUCCUGAGUGUAUUAAAAGAAGCCGCUAAGUUCAUGAAGGCUUGCAGUGGCAGCAACAAAAAGCUUCCCACAGAUGCACCAAGGGCAUCUUGCAUUCUUCAGAUCACGGUCGAAGAGUUUCACCAUGUGUUCAGAAGGAUUGCUGACUUACAGUCACCCCUGUUCAGAGGUCCAGAUGAUGACCCCGCUACUCUCUUUGAAAUGGCUAAGUCUGGCCAAUUAAAAAAGCCAUCAGAUGAGUUGCCACAGAAAACGCUGGAUUCUACCACGUGGCUUAUAUGCUCCUGCAUGGAUAUAGGAGAAGCUCUCAAGUUUUCCCUGAGCGAGAGUGGACGAAGACUGGGGCUGGUUCCUUGUGGAGCCGUGGGAGUUCUGCUAUCUGAAACCCAGGACCAGAAGUGGACAGUGAAACCACACAUUGGAGAAGUAUUUUGCUACUUACCUCUACGAAUAAAAACAGGCUUGCCUGUUCACAUCAAUGGGUGUUUUGCCGUUACCUCAAACAGGAAGGAAAUCUGGAAGACAGACACGAAAGGGCGCUGGAAUACCACGUUUAUGAGACAUGUGAUUGUGAAGGCCUACUUGCAGGCCCUCAGUGUCUUACGUGACCUGGCCUCCAGCGGGGAGCUGACUGGUUAUACUUACUAUGCAGCAUGGCCCGAUCCUGACGUAGUUCACGAUGACUUUUCUGUGAUUUGUCAGGGAUUUUAUGAAGAUAUAGCUCACGGAAAAGGUAAAGACUUGACUAGAGUCUUCUCUGAUGGAUCCACUUGGGUUUCCAUGAAGAAUGUAAGGUUUCUAGAUGACUCAAUACUUAAGAGAAAAGAUGUGGGUCCAGCAGCUUUCAAGAUAUUUCUGAAAUACCUCAAAAAGACUGGGUCCAAAAACUUAUGUGCUGUAGAACUUCCUUCUUCAGUAAAAUUAGGGUUUGAAGAAGCUGGCUGCAAACAGAUACUGCUUGAAAAUACAUUUUCAGAGAAACAGUUUUUUUCAGAAGUGUUUUUUCCGAAUAUACAAGAAAUUGAAGCAAGUCUUAGAGACCCUUUAAUGAAUUUUGUGCUAAAUGAGAAAAUAGAUGAAUUCUCAGGAAUCCUUCGGGUUACUCCAUGUAUUCCUUGCUCUUUGGAGCAGCAUCCUUUGGUUUUACCAUCAAGAUUGAUCCACCCUGAAGGACGAGUUGCGAAGUUAUUUGAUACUAAAGAUGGACGGUUCCCUUAUGGCUCUACUCAGGAUUACCUCAAUCCCAUUAUUUUGAUUAAACUAGUUCAGUUAGGUAUGGCAAAAGAUGAUAUUUUAUGGGAUGACAUGCUGGAACGUGCAGAGUCAGUAGCUGAAAUUAACAAAAGUGAUCAUCUUGCUGCUUGUCUAAGAAGUAGUAUCCUAUUAAGUCUUAUUGAUGAGAAACUAAAAAUAAGGGAUCCUAGAGCAAAGGACUUUGCUGCAAAAUAUCAAACAAUCCCCUUCCUUCCAUUUUUAACAAAGCCAGCUGGCUUUUCUUUAGAGUGGAAAGGUAACAGCUUUAAGCCUGAAACCAUGUUUGCAGCAGCGGAUCUGUAUACAGCUGAACAUCAGGACAUAGUGUGUCUGUUGCACCCAAUUCUGAAUGAAAAUUCCCAUUCCUUCCGAGGUUGUGGUUCAGUUUCACUAGCUGUUAAAGAGUUUUUGGGAUUACUGAAGAAGCCAACACUUGAUCUGGUUGUAAGCCAGUUGAAAGAAGUUGCAAAAUCAGUUGAAGAUGGAAUUACACUGUACCAGGAAAACAUCACCAAUGCUUGCUACAAAUACCUUCAUGAAGCAAUGAUGCAAAAUGAACCAGCUAAGAUAUCAAUUACAGAAAAGUUGAAACCUUUUAGCUUCAUUCUAGUUGAAAAUACGUAUGUUGACUCAGAAAAAGUUUCUUUUCAUUUGAAUUUUGAAGCAGCCCCAUACCUUUAUCAGUUACCUAAUAAAUAUAAAAAUAAUUUCCGUGAACUCUUUGAAAGUGUGGGUGUGAGGCAGUCAUUUACAGUUGAAGAUUUUGCCCUAGUUUUGGAAUCUAUUAAUCAAGAAAGAGGAAUGAAACAAAUAACAGAAGAGAAUUUCCAGCUUUGCCGACGAAUAAUCAGUGAAGGGAUAUGGAAUCUCAUUAGAGAAAAGAAACAAGAAUUUUGUGAGAAAAAUUAUGGCAAAAUAUUAUUGCCAGAUACUAAUCUUAUGCUUCUCCCUGCUAAAUCUUUGUGCUACAAUGAUUGUCCCUGGAUAAAAGUGAAGGAUACCGCUGUGAAAUACUGUCAUGCUGACAUACCCAGGGAAGUAGCUGUGAAGUUGGGAGCAAUCCCCAAGCGACAUAAAGCCUUGGAAAGAUAUGCGUCCAACAUCUGCUUUACGACACUUGGCACAGAAUUUGGGCAGAAGGAAAAACUGACUAGCAGAAUUAAGAGCAUCCUGAAUGCCUAUCCUUCAGAAAAGGAGAUGUUGAAAGAACUUCUUCAAAACGCUGAUGAUGCGAAGGCCACGGAAAUCUGCUUUGUGUUUGACCCUAGACAGCAUCCUGUUGACAGAAUAUUUGAUGACAAGUGGGCCCCUUUGCAAGGGCCAGCACUCUGUGUGUAUAACAACCAGCCUUUCACCGAGGAUGAUGUCAGGGGGAUUCAGAAUCUUGGCAAAGGUACCAAAGAAGGCAAUCCUUGUAAAACGGGGCAGUAUGGAAUAGGAUUCAACUCGGUGUACCACAUCACAGACUGCCCCUCUUUCAUUUCUGGCAAUGACAUCCUGUGCAUCUUUGACCCUCACGCCAGGUAUGCACCGGGAGCCACGUCCGUCAGCCCUGGGCGCAUGUUUCGCGAUUUGGAUGCAGACUUCAGAACACAGUUCUCAGACGUUCUUGAUCUUUACCUGGGAACCCACUUUAAGCUGGAUAAUUGCACAAUGUUUAGGUUUCCUCUUCGUAAUGCAGAAAUGGCAAAAGUUUCAGAAAUUUCUUCAGUUCCAUCAUCAGACAGAAUGGUCCAGAAUCUUUUAGACAAACUGCACUCAGAUGGGGCAGAACUUCUAAUGUUUCUUAAUCACAUGGAAAAAAUUUCUAUUUGUGAAAUCGAUAAAGGCACAGGAGCCCUGAAUGUAUUGUACUCCGUGAAGGGCAAAAUCACUGAUGGAGACAGGUUGAAGAGGAAACAGUUCCAUGCAUCUGUAAUUGACAGUGUUACUAAGAAGAGGCAGCUCAAAGACAUACCUGUUCAGCAGGUAACCUACACCAUGGACACCGAGGACUCGGAGGGAAACCUCACCACCUGGCUGAUUUGUAAUAGGUCAGGCUUUUCAAGUAUGGACAAAGUGUCUAAGAGUGUGAUUUCAGCGCACAAGAACCAAGACAUUACUCUCUUCCCCCGUGGAGGAGUAGCUGCCUGCAUCACCCACAAUUAUAAAAAGCCCCACAGAGCCUUCUGCUUUCUGCCCCUGUCCCUGGAGACGGGGCUGCCAUUCCACGUGAACGGCCACUUCGCGCUCGAUUCCGCCCGAAGAAACCUAUGGCGUGAUGACAACGGGGUUGGCGUGCGAAGUGACUGGAAUAACAGUUUAAUGACAGCACUGAUAGCUCCUGCCUAUGUCGAACUACUGGUCCAGUUAAAAAAACGGUAUUUCCCUGGUUCUGACCCAACAUUAUCAGUUUUACAGAACACGCCUAUUCAUGUAGUAAAGGACACCUUAAAGAAGUUUUUGUCUUUUUUCCCAGUUAACAGACUUGAUUUACAGCCAGAUUUAUAUUGCUUAGUGAAAGCACUUUACAGUUGUAUUCAUGAGGAAAUGAAACGUCUUUUACCUGUUGUUCGGGCUCCAAAUAUUGAUGGCUCUGACUUGCACUCUGCGGUCAUAAUAACUUGGAUCAAUAUGUCUACUUCAAGUAAAACUAGGCCUUUUUUUGACAAUUUACUACAGGAUGAAUUACAGCAUCUUAAAAACGCAGAUUAUAAUAUCACAACCCGUAAAACAGUAGCAGAGAACGUGUAUCGGCUGAAGCACCUCCUUCUAGAGAUUGGCUUUAACUUGGUCUAUAACUGUGAUGAGACUGCCAAUCUGUACCACUGCCUCAUAGACGCAGACAUCCCUGUUAGCUACGUGACGCCUGCGGACGUCAGGGCCUUUCUGAUGACAUUCUCGUCUCCUGACACUAGCUGCAUCAUUGGGAAGCUGCCGUGUCGCCUUCAGCAGACUAACCUAAAGCUUUUUCAUAGUUUAAAACUGCUAGUUGAUUACUGCUUUAAAGAUGCAGAAGAAAAUGAGAUUGAAGUUGAGGGGCUACCCCUUCUCAUUACAUUGGAUAGUGUUUUGCAAACUUUUGAUGCCAAACGGUCUAAAUUUCUGACAACAUACCAUGAAUUGAUUCCAUCUCGCAAAGACUUGUUUAUGAAUACAUUAUAUUUGAAAUACAGUAACAUUUUGUUGAACUGUAAAGUUGCCAAAGUGUUUGACAUUUCCAGCUUUGCUGACUUGUUAGCCUCUGUGUUGCCUCGUGAAUAUAAGACCAAAAAUUGUACCAAGUGGAAGGAUAAUUUUGCAAGUGAAUCUUGGCUUAAGAAUGCGUGGCAUUUUAUCAGUGAAUCUGUAGGUGUGAAAGAAGAUCAGGAGGAAACAAAACCCAUGUUUGAGGUGGUAGUUGAGACUCUAAAAGACUGGGCCUUGCUUCCAGGAACAAAGUUUACUGUGUCAGCCAAUCAGCUUGUGGUUCCUGAAGGCGACGUCUUGCUUCCUCUAAGUCUUAUGCACAUUGCAGUUUUUCCAAAUGCCCAGAGUGAUAAAGUUUUUCACGCUCUGAUGAAAGCUGGCUGUAUUCAGCUUGCUUUGAACAAAAUCUGCUCCAAAGACAGCACAUUUGUUCCCCUGUUGUCAUGUCACACAGCCAACAUAGAGAGCCCCACAAGCAUUUUAAAGGCUGUGCAUUACAUGGUCCAGACUUCAAUGUUUAGGACUGAAAAACUGGUAGAGAGUGACUUUGAAGCACUUUUGAUGUAUUUCAACUGCAAUUUGGAUCACUUGAUGUCUCAAGAUGACAUAAAAAUUUUGAAGUCGCUUCCAUGCUACAAAUCCAUCAGUGGCCGCUACAUGAGCAUUGCCAAAUUUGGAACCUGCUAUGUGCUAACAAAAAGUAUACCCUCAGCUGACGUCGAAAAAUGGACUCAGUCGUCAUCUGCUGCAUUUCUUGGAGAAAAAAUACAUUUGAAAGAAUUGUAUGAGGUGCUCGGUUGUGUACCUGUGGAUGACCUGGAGGUGUAUUUGAAACACCUCUUACCGAAAAUUGAAAAUCUCUCUUACGAUGCAAAAUUAGAGCACUUGAUCUAUCUUAAGAAUAGAUUAUCAAGUAUUGAGGAAGUAUCAGAGAUUAAGGAGCAACUUUUUGAAAAACUAGAAAGUUUAUUGAUUAUCCAUGAUGCCAACGGCCGACUAAAGCAGGCAAAACAUUUCUAUGACAGAACUGUGCGAGUCUUUGAAGUCAUGCUCCCUGAAAAAUUGUUCAUUCCUAAGGACUUCUUUAAAAAAUUGGAACAGCUAAUAAAACCUAAAAACCAGGCUGCAUUUAUGACAUCCUGGGUGGAAUUCUUAAGAAACAUUGGACUAAAAUACAUACUUUCUCAGCAGCAGUUGUUACAGUUUGCUAAGGAAAUCAGUAUGAGAGCUAAUACAGAAAACUGGUCUAAAGAAACAUUACAAAAUACCGUCGACAUCCUUCUCCAGCAUAUAUUCCAAGAACGAACAGACUUAUUAUCUGGAAAUUUUCUGAAAGAACUGUCUUUAAUACCAUUCUUGUGUCCUGAGAGGGCCCCUGCCGAAUACAUUCGAUUUCAUCCUCAAUAUCAAGAAGUAAAUGGAACACUUCCUCUUAUAAAGUUCAACGGAGCACAAGUAAACCCAAAAUUCAAGCAGUGUGAUGUUCUCCAGCUACUAUGGACAUCUUGCCCUAUUCUUCCAGAGAAAGCCACACCUCUGAGUAUCAAAGAGCAGGAAGGUAGUGAGCUUGGCCCACAAGAACAGCUCGAGCAAGUUUUAAAUAUGCUUAAUGUUAACCUCGAUCCCCCUCUCGAUAAAGUCAUCAAUAACUGCAGAAAUGUAUGCAACAUCACAACAUUGGAUGAAGAAAUGGUGAAAACUAGAGCAAAGGUCUUACGAAGCAUAUAUGAGUUUCUCAGCGCAGACAAAAGAGAGUUUCGUUUUCAGCUACGGGGGAUUGCUUUCGUGAUGGUAGAAGAUGGCUGGAAACUUCUGAAACCUGAGGAGGUAGUGAUAAACCUGGAAAAUGAAUCUGAUUUUAAACCUUAUUUGUACAAGCUGCCUUUAGAGCUUGGCACAUUUCACCAGUUGUUCAAACACUUAGGUACUGAGGAUGUUAUUUCAACAAAGCAGUAUGUUGAAGUGUUGAGCCGCAUAUUCAAAAACUCUGAAGGAAAACAAUUAGAUCCUAAUGAAAUGCGGACAGUGAAGAGAGUAGUUUCUGGUCUGUUCAGGAGUCUGCAGAAUGACUCUGUCAAGGUAAGGAGUGAUCUUGAGAAUGUUCGAGACCUUGCCCUGUACCUUCCUAGCCAGGAUGGCAGGUUGGUGAAGUCGAGUAUCUUGGUCUUUGAUGAUGCGCCCCAUUAUAAAAGCAGGAUUCAAGGAAAUAUUGGGGUGCAGAUGUUAGUUGAUCUUAGCCAGUGCUACUUGGGGAAGGACCACGGAUUUCAUACUAAAUUGAUAAUGCUCUUUCCUCAAAAGCUGAGACCUCGUCUCCUGAGCAGUAUACUUGAAGAACAGUUAGAUGAAGAAACGCCCAAAGUUUGCCAGUUCGGGGCAUUGUGUUCUCUUCAGGGGAGAUUACAGUUACUCUUAUCUUCUGAACAGUUCAUCACUGGGCUGAUUAGGAUUAUGAAACAUGAAAAUGAUAAUGCUUUCCUAGCCAAUGAAGAGAAAGCCAUAAGACUUUGUAAGGCUCUAAGAGAGGGAUUAAAAGUGUCCUGUUUUGAAAAGCUUCAAACGACAUUAAGAGUUAAAGGUUUUAAUCCCAUUCCCCACAGCAGAAGUGAAACUUUUGCUUUUCUGAAGAGAUUCGGUAAUGCAGUCAUCUUGCUGUACAUUCAACAUUCAGACAGUAAAGACAUUAAUUUCCUUUUAGCAUUAGCAAUGACGCUUAAAUCGGCAACUGACAAUUUGAUAUCAGACACUUCCUAUUUAAUUGCCAUGCUGGGGUGCAAUGAUAUUUACAGGAUCAGUGAGAAGCUUGACAGCUUAGGAGUGAAGUACGACUCUUCAGAGCCAUCAAAGCUGGAGCUCCCAAUGCCGGGCACACCGAUACCUGCAGAGAUUCACUACACUCUGCUGAUGGACCCCAUGAAUGUCUUCUAUCCGGGAGAGUACGUGGGGUACCUCGUGGAUGCCGAAGGUGGUGACAUCUAUGGAUCAUAUCAGCCAACGUACACAUAUGCAAUCAUUGUACAGGAGGUCGAGAGGGAAGACGCUGACAAUUCUAGUUUUCUUGGAAAGAUAUAUCAGAUCGAUAUUGGCUACAGUGAGUAUAAAAUAGUCAGCUCUCUUGACCUGUAUAAGUUUUCAAGGCCCGAUGAGAGCUCACAAAGCAGAGACAGUGCACCUUCCACACCUACCAGCCCCACAGAGUUCCUCGCCCCUGGUCUGAGAAGCAUUCCUCCCCUUUUCUCAGGUAGAGAGGGCCACAAGACCUCCUCCUCAAAGCAUCACUCCCCCAAAAAGCUGAAAGUUAACUCUUUACCAGAAAUCUUAAAAGAAGUGACUUCAGUGGUGGAGCAAGCUUGGAAGCUUCCAGAAUCAGAACGAAAAAAGAUUAUCAGACGGUUAUAUUUGAAGUGGCACCCUGACAAGAACCCAGAGAACCAUGACAUUGCUAAUGAAGUGUUUAAACAUUUGCAGAAUGAAAUCAGCAGAUUAGAAAAACAGGCUUUUCUAGAUCAAAAUGCAGACAGAGCCUCCAGACGACCAUUUUCAACCUCAGCAUCUCGAUUUCAGUCAGACAAGUAUUCUUUCCAAAGGUUUUAUACUUCCUGGAACCAAGAAGCAACGAGCCACAAAUCUGAAAGGCAACAGCAGAAUAAAGAAAAAUGCCCUCCUUCAGCCGGACAGACGUACUCACAGAGGUUCUUUGUGCCUCCCACGUUCAAGUCAGUUGGGAAUCCAGUCGAAGCACGGAGGUGGUUAAGACAGGCCAGAGCAAACUUCUCAGCGGCCAGGAAUGACCUCCAUAAAAACGCCAACGAGUGGGUGUGCUUUAAGUGUUACCUCUCCACCAAACUAGCCUUGAUCGCAGCUGACUACGCCGUGAGGGGGAAGUCUGACAAGGACGUAAAACCGGCUGCACUGGCACAGAAGAUAGAGGAGUACAGCCAGCAGCUCGAAGGGCUGACGAAUGACGUCCACACGCUGGAAGCCUACGGCGUGGACAGCUUGAAAACCAGAUACCCCGACCUGCUUCCUUUUCCGCAGAUCCCCAAUGACAGGUUCACCUCGGAGGUUGCGAUGAGAGUGAUGGAGUGUACGGCCUGCAUCAUAAUAAAGCUUGAAAAUUUCAUACAACAAAAGGUGUGAAAGCAAAGGCCGAGACGGAGCCGGGUCUCGGAGGUGUUGUAGCACAAAUGUGAACUGUUGUACUUCAUUAGGCUUCAUCGCCAGCUACCUAGGAGUUGUGAAGCACACUGUCAGUUUUUCUGAACGCCUUCUGGAGUUGUUACCAAUGUGAAUACCAACAGAAAACCUUAACUGAAGCCGAAGGAGAAUCACCUUAAAGCUGGUCGUGAUGAGCAGAAGUGGUAGGUGUAAUGGAAGGAUGUGAUGGCACAUUACUGAACUGCACUUUACAUACCAAAGCUUAGCAGUUUGUUAGGUGAGCAUCAAAACAUGUCUCUAGGUAGAAUGAAAUUAAUUUUAUGUUUAAAGGUAUUUUUGAAGGAGUUAAUGAAACACUGGACAUAUCAUUGGUUUGAACUGUAAGGGGAAUUCAGUCAUUGGGAUUCUAUUAUUUGUUUAAAGCAAAUCCUCUUGGAUGCAUUGUCUUAUCAGCUGGGUCUGAUCAUGAAUUUGCUGCAGUUUUGCAUCUUACUUGGUACAUUAAGAAUGGUACAGAAUUUUAAUCCUGUUACUUGAUGAGGAGUCUAAAGGUAGCACUUGGAGUGCACUGAGUGUGCAGCACAUCUUCAGUGUUUUAUCUCUUAUGUUUACAAGCUUUCUGUGUCAUAAGAUAACAUGUGGAAGGCAGCAUAAUGGCAGAUCUCAUUACCAGACGUUAAUAUUGUUUCUAAAAAUCUGCUUUCCAAAAGACAUUUAUCAACAGUUAGGUCAUUUGCUUUAUGUUUGCGUGUACGUGUUUUCCACAGUUGUCCUAAUUUAUAUAGUAUGGUUGAACAGGAUACAAUCUUUUGUGUCUAAAGGUGCUGUAGUUAAAAAAAAACUUCAAUAAUGGCACUUAGUGGAGCUUUUGGGACUUUACUUUAAAAACAUUAAAACUUGUUAAUCAAGUUAUCAGGGUAAUUUCCAAUAGUUUAUGAAAAUGGGACUAUUAGCUUGUGUUUUCCUCAUGAAAGAUUCAGAAGUCACAUUUAAUUUUCAUCAUAUUCAAAUGUCCUGCCAUACUUACUUAGUUUCCUUUGCAGAAUGUCAAAAUAAAGGAGUAAUAAUUAGUUUAUAUAAGUGGCUGUAAAUGAUGCUAAAUAUAAUAUUUUAUGCAAUUAAGGGCUUACAGACCAUGUUAAACUUUUUUACUUCUAAUGGUAAUAAGGAAUGUGGCUUCAGACUUGUUUUGCUUUUGGAUGUGAAAUCAUGUAAUUAUUUCUGCUGUUAUAUUAAGUGCCAUAAUUUUAAUAAAGCAAAAUGUACAUAUGAAUUGGUUAUAA
Cavia porcellus (domestic guinea pig) is the source of this 15783-nucleotide messenger RNA. RefSeq names its product sacsin molecular chaperone (gene Sacs). Bases 722 to 14482 code for a protein of 4586 amino acids. Lineage: Eukaryota; Metazoa; Chordata; Mammalia; Rodentia; Caviidae. The record is from RefSeq and is a predicted model, not a curated record. Gene Ontology annotation, molecular function: Hsp70 protein binding. The transcript is spliced from 11 exons.